AUGAACAAUACUCGUACCGACCAUUGGAUGUUCGCCGGAUUGACAUUUUACGUUCAGCCCAUAUGCAAUCCCAUAAAGAAAUCUAGCUUAACUACAGCUCAGUAUGAACAUGUGGUAGAAUCGAUCCGAAGGAAUGGAGGAACGAUCGUACCUUCCCCGACGUACUCUUGCUUGACCCAUAUCAUCCUUACUCAUACCUCGUAUGAUAGGGAUGCGAUAUUUGACGUUGGAAGGACCAGGAAUGAUAUACAUACGAUAAAAUGGUUAGACGAUAAUGGUUGGGCAACAUUUAGAUUACUUGAGAAUUUCGGUGAGAUCAUCAAUUCUCCCCAUCGCCACACCGACCUCAAUUCAUCUUUCGGACAUGAAUACGCACACGGACAUGAAAUGUUGGGAGGACAUAGGAAAAUGGUGGUAGUGGUGGUAAAGAAAGAUUGGGUCUAUGAUUGUAUUAGGUUAGGAAGGGUGUUGGGCGAAGAGCAAAAUUGGUUUGGAUGGAAAGUCAAAGGUAGAUAUCCAGACGAUGUUACCGGUAUCGAAAGUGCUUUACCUUAUUCAAGACCUACGCCUAUCGCCAAUAAUAAACCAUCUUCAAUCUCCAAUAUCUCCGACUCCCCUAUCGUAUCCACCAAUUUCGAUCCACCGGAAUACAACAACCGACCCGUCAAGCUCAAAACUAGAUAUUAUCCUCUUCAUCCGAUCAAGAUCAACCCAUCGAUACGGCUUCCUUCUAUGACUUGGUCUACUAGGGUACCGGCUCCGCCCAAUGGUCAAUUCCAAACACAUUAUCUCGAAUUGACACCGGAGCAACUCAAAUCGAAGAUAUAUCUCAUAGGAUAUUUACCUCCUGAUCCUAGGUUCUCUCGAUCAUACGGCGAGAGAAAAGAAGCACACUGGUACGAUGAGUCUUUCAAGGUGGAUGGGCAAAGACAUAGAGCCGCACUACUCGAUUAUCAUGGGUCACAGAGGAUCUAUGAGGAAGCGAGGAGUACGAGGGGUGUUUCGUUUUAUGCAAAUUAUGGCCUCAGAAGCGAGAAGAUGGGUGUUAUCAUCAAGGAUCCCAGAAAGACAAUAAGUAGCUGUCAAAGUGUUAAUUCGAAGACUCAAGGGCUGGCAGCUCAGAAUCUGAAUAAUCCUCUUCCUAAAUUAGCCAUCUCUUAUGCUGGCAAUGAGAAUAAAGGACUAAACAUUUUCCCUCUGCCAGAUCCCAAGAGUGACUUUUCUCGUCUUCCUGUAAAAAUGGUCUACCCGGAUCAGACGUUUGAUGAUAGCGAUCUCGAUUGUCUCGAUUCGGACUGGGAAGAAGCCGAUGACAGUACCGAUCCUGUCAAAGAUACGAUUGGAGUAGUCAGUAAAAGGAAAUUACCAAUUCAUGAGAUGACUUUCAAGAAGAAGACGAAGAUUGACAAAGUUACCCAUGCGCAGAUUCCAGAACGGUUGAAUCUACAAUAUCAGAACAAGGACAGCAUUAAUCUACCACCUACACCCAUUUCAGCUUUCCCUAAACUUCUAGCAGAUAGUCAAGCAUUUCCCAUCAAUUCCUCUGAAGAACACGAACGAAGACCGUCUCUUUCACCUGAUCUGCACUCUAAUUCCAUCGAUAAGAAGGACAAGCCAUCUACGGCUCAAAUUUGCCAGAUCCUGGCCAGAGAGAUAUACAAUCAUCCUGACGAAGCAUUCGUUUCGAUAAGUAAGAAGUUGGAAAUGCGAUAUCAAGGUAGGAAGUGGAAAACCUGGUAUAGAAACACGAGUAGAUAUAGGAACGUGAUUGAGAAGAUGAUAAAGAGGCUGGACGAGAAGGAGAGACGAAAUGAGUUGUCUGAAUUUAAAAUCCAGGUGAACGCUCAAGAACAUUGA
Kwoniella botswanensis is the source of this 1857-nucleotide messenger RNA. RefSeq lists its product as uncharacterized. The coding region runs from base 1 to 1857 and encodes 618 amino acids. Lineage: Eukaryota; Fungi; Basidiomycota; Tremellomycetes; Tremellales; Cryptococcaceae. The record is from RefSeq and is a predicted model, not a curated record. The transcript is spliced from 5 exons.